GAAAUAUCAACAAAAGAUGCAAAACAUAACAAUAGAGAGGUAUCGUAACAUACAAAGAAUGCAAAAAGUACAAAGAUUCCAAUAUGAAAAUGAAAGUUUAAAGUAUGAUAUUGAGAACAGUGUUAAUCUGAAUGACCUUAUUAAAUAAGAAGUAAUUAUUUAAUUUAUAUGCUUAGCAAAAUAAAAUCAAAUGCUUUACUAUUGGCGAAUUAUUUAUUAUUACAAACAAAAUAGUAGAUUAAUUGUUAAAGGUUUAUCAAAUAUCGAAAUUAGCAAAACUUGAAAUGGAUUCAAUCUAUGUAAAUAUUGAAAAUAAUGAAAUAACUUUUACUAAUGUACAUAUUAACAAAGAUUUGGUUUCUUAUGAAGACAAUCUAAACCAAAUAAUUGAAAUUUCUUAUUAAAUUUUUUUAAAACAUUAAGAGUUUUUGAAAAGCUUAAUUAAUGAAAAUAAUACUGUAGAUUUAAGCAAGAGAAUAUAAUACAUAACUGAAUUUUCAAAUUAGGUGCUUGGUAUUUUGAAAACAGCUAACUAUCAUAUGGAAUUAAACUAGUUUGUAUAAAAAAACAUCAAAGACAAACAACUCAUCCACGACAAUUUUAAGGAUGUUAUUGAAAUAGAUUAAUAUAUCGCAUAACCUCAAGCCUUUAAAAAAGUUGAGAUACCCUACCCUUAAUUUUAAAGGAAUCCAUAAAUUUAAUAAGAAGUUCCAUUAGUUGAUAAUAAAAAAAAAAAAGAAGGACCAAGAGAAUAAUUUUAAUAAUAAUAAAAUGAAUAUUAAUAUUAAUAUUAACAAUAAUAGUAGUAGGAAAAAGAAUAGCUGUAACCUUAAUAGUUCCAAGACGUUUAAGAAUAUGAAUACAAAUAAUAAUUAUAUGCAUUAUCUUAAUAUAUAACUACUUAAGAAUCAAUUGAUUAGUAGGGAGAUGAAGGAUUUCAAUAAAGUUUAGGUUAAUCCACCAUUAGUCCUCAAUUGUAUACUUUUAUAGAGGGAUAAUUAAAAAGUUUGAAUUUGGGGGGAGAACUUUACGAAUACAUGCUUAAAUUUUUUAUACAAAAUUUCAAAAAUUCAUCACAAAAUCAAAUUAUAGCAAAAAUAGAUCAAUUAGCCCGCUGCUAUAAUUAUCCAAAACAUUAAAAUGAAUAGUUUCCAUAAGAACUUCUUCUACAGUGGUAAAAUACAAUUACUGAUGAAUUUAUUACAAGCAAAUCUAUUGAUCUGAAUUAAGAUAUUGAGGUGUUUUUAUAAAAAUUGAGUACCCUAUUUACAAAGAUAUUUGAAUCACAAUAGUAUUGAGAUAUAUUCAUUUAAAC
Molecule: messenger RNA, 1315 nt
Organism: Paramecium octaurelia
Lineage: Eukaryota; Ciliophora; Oligohymenophorea; Peniculida; Parameciidae
Source: the annotation of a GenBank genome assembly